AGCGCGACCCCGGUGCGUGUUUGUCGUUUUUGGGUCCCGCUGCAUCAAUUACUGAAACGAAACGCCUGCGCUUUCUUAGACGAGGGCGAAAUUCAGGUUGUCAUUCACCAGUACCUGCAAUCGUUGAGUAAAAUAAAAUUUAGAUUAAUGGCUAUAAUUCCACGCCCUCCACCCAACCCCCCCUCCCUCAACAAAUGACCUGCUUCUAUGUAGGCAAUAUUGAAAGCACGUCUUUCGUGGGAGGGGAGAGGGUUGUCGUUAUGGUUUGUUUUCAUUUUCCAUAUAUUAUGACCACCGUGCGCUUUAACGCAGCUUACCAAUAACACAACACUACUGCUACUAUUUAAGUGGGUUGAAUGAACGACCUCGCUGACUCCGACAACCCCCCCUCUCUUUGAUUAAUUUACCCGGAGGGUGAUCUUGGUGCCACUUGGCACCUACACGCCAGUUCGUUCGGAGCACAGAUGCUGUCGUGCACAGCACAUCCAGGCUACAAACAAAAUUUCUGAUAUUUUAAAGGCAGAUUUUAUUUAGAGGCGGUGCUUGCUGGCUUCAGGGUAGCGUCGUAACGACACUUUUUUUUUCUACCCCAGUCAAAAGUGUUUGACCAGGAGCAGAGUUGGAACCGGGGGUGGACUGGACUUGGGGGGUGAUAACUGCUUUUUGCAGGGUUUUUCCUCUUUUAUUUUUUUCUUUUAUUUUGUAUUUUUUUCCUAUUUCGUCCUCUAGAUUUUUCUUCCCGUCUUAUUUCAUAUCGGGAUUCCCUUUUGGAUCAUGAACAAACUAUACAUCGGGAAUCUGAGCCCUUCGGUCACCGUUGAGGACUUGAAGCAGCUCUUUGGUGAAAGAAAGCUUCCCUUAGCCGACCAGGUCCUGCUAAAAUCCGGCUAUGCCUUCGUUGAUUUCCCCGACCAAAACUGGGCCAUUAAAGCCAUCGAGACUUUGUCAGGAAAAGUUGAAUUACACGGCAAGGUGAUUGAGGUAGACUACUCUGUUCCGAAAAAACAAAGGAGCCGCAAGAUCCAGAUCCGGAACAUUCCCCCUCACCUGCAGUGGGAGGUUUUGGACAGCCUGUUAGCGCAGUACGGAUCUGUGGAGAACGUGGAACAAGUUAACACUGACACGGAGACCGCCGUGGUGAAUGUCACCUACUCCACCAAGGAGGAGGCCAAGGCGGCUAUCGAGAAGCUGACGGGCCACCAGUUUGAGGACUACUCCUUCCGGGUGUCGUAUAUCCUGGACGCGGAUGCGGCGCCUCCCCUGCCGGCGGCGGCCCCCCGAGGCUCGCGCACACGCAGUGGCGGCCGCUCGUCGCGAGACCAGAAUGCCCAGCAGUCGAGCCCGUCGGGAGGAUCCGGGGGGACCCGGCUCAAGCAGCACGACUUUCCACUGCGCAUUCUGGUGCCCACGCAGUACGUCGGCGCCAUCAUUGGCAAGGAGGGCCUCACCAUUAAGAACGUCACCAAGCAGACGCAGUCCAAGGUGGACAUCCACCGGAAGGAGAAUGCCGGGGCUGCAGAGAAGCCCAUUACCAUCCACUCAACCCCGGAAGGCUGUUCCUCCGCCUGCCGCAUGAUCCUGGACAUCAUGCAGAAAGAAGCCAAUGAAACCAAGGCAGCUGAAGAGAUCCCUCUGAAGAUCCUGGCCCACAACAGCCUGGUGGGGAGGCUGAUCGGCAAAGAGGGCCGCCACCUGAAGAAGAUCGAGCUGGAGACAGGGACCAAAAUCACCAUCUCCUCUUUACAGGAUCUAACCAUCUACAACCCUGAGCGGACCAUCACGGUGAAGGGUGAUAUCGAGGCAUGCUGCAAGGCCGAGGCGGACAUCAUGAAGAAGCUGAGGGAGGCCUACGACAACGACAUUGCUGCUGUAAACCAACAAGCCAGCCUGAUCCCCGGGCUCAACCUGAACGCCUUGGGCAUCUUCUCCUCAGGCCUGUCGGUGCUCCCAUCGGCAACCAGCCCUCGUGGUGCGGCGCCGCUGCCCCCUGCUGGCUACAGCCCCUUUUUAAGUCACUCGUCACACCUGGGUGGUCUGUAUGGGGUCCCUACUGGCAGCACCAUAUCCCACCAGCACUUAGCUCCUGAACAGGAGGUAGUCUACCUCUUUAUUCCAACUCAGGCUGUCGGCGCACUCAUCGGCAAAAAAGGCCAGCACAUCAAGCAGCUGGCACGCUUUGCCGGUGCCUCCAUCAAGAUCGCGCCUGCAGAGAGUCCUGAUGUCACAGAGCGAAUGGUCAUCAUAACUGGGCCGCCUGAAGCCCAGUUCAAGGCUCAAGGUAGGAUAUUCGGGAAGCUGAAGGAGGAAAACUUCUUCACGGCAAAAGAAGAGGUCAAAUUGGAGACUCAUAUUAAGGUUCCCUCAUCUGCUGCAGGAAGGGUCAUCGGGAAGGGUGGCAAAACGGUCAACGAGCUACAGAAUCUCACGAGCGCUGAGGUCAUAGUGCCACGGGACCAAACUCCUGACGAGAAGGAUGAGGUCUUCGUGAAGAUUAUUGGGCAUUUCUUUGCCAGUCAGACUGCACAGCGAAAGAUCAGGGAGAUUAUACAGCAGGUGAAACAACAGGAGCAAAAGCACCAGCAGGGAGCGCCCACACCGAACCCCUCCAAGUGACCACCAGGGCGGCGCCAGCGAGCAUCAGCCAACGAAUGUAGCCCUUCCAACCUGAGAGAGACAGAGGAGGCGAGGCGGAUGGGAACGGAUGAGGCAGAGCAGCAGCGUGGGGAACCAAACCAAAGAACUUCACUGGGGGAAAUGUAACCCAAAGCAAAUCCAGCACAGAGCGGACGGGAUACUAGGAUACUACGACGAACAUGUUAAACCGAAUAUUGCAUUUCUAAAACACAUAGGGUAGAAAGAGGUUUCUAUUUUUUAUUUUUUAUGGCAGAGUCAAGGGCACCAUCAGUCUUUCUGGUUAAAUAUGAAAAAAAUUGUUGCCCUGUAGUAACACCAUCCCUUUAGUUGGACUAACAUACAGUAAACCUAGCGAAGAAGCGGUAUUAAUGAACAUGUACACUGACAUGUAGCGGCAGAGGUUGUCGUUUCGGGGCACGGGCAGUGUUGGGUUGGGGUUAAGGAGCACAUUUCUGCAGUUUCGCCAUUGAGAUCGCAUGUGUCCGUAUCCUUAGCAGUAUUAGUAGUGUAUUAGUCACAAUAAAAUGUGAGCUAUGAGGAUAACAGGAGUUACCUUUGAGUAGCUGGAGUCCGGCUGUGUAGACUCGGCGUGCAGCUCGUUGGCGUGAACGGGGGGGGGCUCGAUGGGCUGUCCGUGUGUUGGAGCAGCAAGAGGGGGAGGAACGGAAUCGACUAAGCGGGAUGUCGCAGCAGGUCGUCCCGAGUAUGCGACUCGGCCCGCGUGUGCGUGUGCGUGUGUGCGCACGUGUGCCAACACGGGGGACAGCGUCCCUAACAAACACUCAGACGAGUGCGUGGCGCUGUGCCCCAAUCACUCUGCUUGCUUCUUUAGUGUCGCUGUUUUGUUCUCAUACAAGCUUAAUAAUUUCGAAAGCAAUCAGUUCGACUAAUUCCGUGAGAAUUUCUAGAAUUUCAAAAAGACUUUUUUCUUAAAUUAGACGGUACCAGUCACACACAUGUAAACACACACAUAUAUACAUAUAUAUUUAUGUAUGUAUAUAUCAUUAUAUUUCUUGUCGAGUGAAAGCGGUUUAUUGGAAGCAGAUUCCAGACUGGCUCCAUGAAGGGGACGGAAUGCAAGUCUGCCCACCCCUGAAAGCUAUACAUUUCCAUCUGUUUGUCUCAGAAGUUAGUCCUGAACUGAUUGUGCCACAUCUUCUACAUUACUGCCCUCGCUGCGUAGUGUGAUUCAGCGUUGGAGCACCAUGUUCACGGGGGGGAGGGGAGGGGCGCAUGUGAAGGUGUCCGGCUUUAAAAUCGGGGUUGGGGUGAGGGUGUGACAGCUGUGAAUGUAUAAUAUGCAGCCUUUUCAGAGCGGUCCCUGCCUGCCAUGUCCGGUGAUCUGAUUGGCCAGCAGGGCGGCGCUCUUGCUCUUAGUUACGUUUUGCCUGAUCAGCUGGCUUGGUGUCUCGCUGGACACCCAGGUUAAUGGAUUAUUCUCUUAAUUUUUCUUUUUGUGCCCUCGCUGAUGUCUGGUAACCCUGCGGCCUUAAUUGUAAAUCUGUCCUGGGGAGCUUUGCCCAUCUCCCAGCUUCGGUUUCCCUGAAUCGCGCAGGCCCUCUGGCCUCUGUGUGUCUGCAUAUGUAUAUGUAUAUACAUACAUAUAUAUGAGAGAGAGAGAGAUAUUUAUGAAUCUAUUUUUUCGAAGUUUGAGAAGAGAACAAGUAACAAAUUUUUUUUAUGAUGUGUGGUAGAACACUGCCAUAUUAUAUUGAAGGGACAUUGUUUUUAUUUUGUUUUUUUUUUUUCGUGAAAACUAUGAAAAAUGCUAAAGUAAGCAAUGAAUUGCGAACAAGGGUAGCCUCAAGCGAAUGGCGGGGUUCCUCUAAGGCAGUAUGUGGAUCGUACGCACGUCAGUAUUUGUGAUCUACCUCAGGCACCUGGUACCUCAGCCCAUUCUUUAACCCCCCCCCCCCCACCAGAAUUUGUAUGCCUUGUAAUGCUGAUAAUUUUAAGCAUUUUUUUAUUUUUCUAAAUAAAGAACGUUGGGGGGGGAAAAGAAUGUCUAAAACUUUCAAAUCUAAUCCCACAGUUGGGGAGGGUUGGAUUGAACACGUGAUUCUCGCCCCCACCCUGUCUCACUCAUACAUCAGUUACGGUUGUCAUUAAAGAAAGACCCUGAUAGAUUGGAAUGAUUGGGAUCGAAGGGGUACAUGCCCGCCAGAAGUGCUUCUAAAAGACUGUGCGCUGAUGUCAUAAACCGGGAAAACUCUGCUUUAAGAACCACGUAUAACAUGCAUUUGUACCACUAGACUGCAAACACCAGGCCUUUCCUGCAAACAGUGCUAAAUGACCAACGUGAGCAAGACCCAUCCUGCUCUUCUAGUUACGUUUCAGAUGCUGUGUGCUUAUGAUAGGAUUAAUGUAUGAAAACGGUACCUAAACACACAGGUAGGACCCUAAACAGUGUGUGAUGUUCUUGCCUUCAUUGCAUUUUUUUAGUUUCUUUUUCGGCUGAUCCGUUGGCUGCCAACGUGUAUGAGGAACUGACCUUUAUCUCUGUAAACUUGUACUAUAGACUCACUAACGCGUCGAUCUGUUUUGUCUGUAGCCCAGCUACUGCUGUUUUGCUCCAGCUUUAUGGGGAGAGGGAGUGGGAUCUUUCCAGUGGCCUCUUCUGUGCCGGAGAUAUUCAGUUCUUGACCUCUGACACAGAGGUGUCAUUCUCGAGCUCCCACACUACUGUUCGACCGACCUCUCAGAAUCCACAGCUGGCGUACUUAAGAGACUUAACCAUUUGUAGGGCGAAAUGCCAAGUUUAGAAAAGAAGGAGGUGGGAUCUGAUUUUCCUGGUGUCCCACUGUGUGGAGUCCACUUUGUUGUAAAUAGGUGAACCAAGAGAUGCUCUGGUCAGUUGUCUGCAAUGGUGGGGAUUUGCCUCCAUCCUGUGAUAGAAUCUGCCUUCCGUAAAUCUCGGGUCCCUCUGCUUUUAUGAAGAAGCAUUUCGAAUGGGAGGUGGGGGGGGGGGACAUGGUGAAUAAAGGCUCUCACUUCUGAUCAAUCGCUCCUCGCCGAUUUUACCAUUUCGGUUUCAUGCGAGAAACCUCAUUGGCUAUGCAAGCUCUCUCGUAAGUUCUGGUUUUCCAUUCAAAAUGUUUGGGGUGGGGUGGGGGGACGAUUGGGGAGGGGGGGACAUCUCUGAAGACCAUCAUCCCAAGGCAGGGGUGAACCACGAUGCACCGAGGGACGGGGCAUCAUUUGUCUUUUACCACAACCCUGAUGCUGCUCUCCUUUCAGAUGGACGUGACGCCUCUGUAUCCUGUGAGCACUUAACAUUUGUGUCUUUUGACCCUGACUUGGACACAUUGGCUGUAAAACUCUCCCACCUCUAGUUUCUGGGGAUGUCAGAGUUUUGGGGACAAAAACUCUGUUAAAGCUGCUUUUGUGUAUCAAGGCCACCUGGCUGGAGGGGGUGGGGGCCUCCAGUAGGCUCAACCUUCUGAUGCCAACAUCUCCGGGUCGCUGCGGCUCCUCUCCUUUGGUUACAGAAAUUCUGUACAUUUUUUCCCUGCUGGUUCUUCAACCAGAUAACAUGGAGGGGCAGCCUCGGGGCCAGUGGCCCCCUCCAGCGGCGUUCGGAGAGAGGAGUUGGUGCUGUUUCAUCGUGAGACUUGGAGCAGAGUGUCACGUGCCCCCGUGGGCCGACAUCGGCUGAAGAUGUCUGACUUCUUGCAGACAGUUGUUUAGCUGUUUUGGAGCUCAUUCCAGUGUGAGUAAGAGGGCUCGUGGGUCAACGUAGCGCUCCUGAGAAAUCGCACCGGGGCGAUUUGUCCGUUUAAGACGAGAUUGUCGACACUAUGAACAAACAUCGCGAUUGACUUUUCUCUUAUGAUUUAACUUUUUUUUUUUUUUAAAACCCUUUCCACAGUUUCUGAUUAUUGUUUAAAAUAAAUGUUUUUUUUUGUCAGUACAGGCUAUCCACCAGGAGUAUCUGAGAUGCUAUCUUGGAUACAUGCGGAAUCCUUUGGGUAGUGUGUUGGUUUCCUGGUUAAGCAAUCAUUUAUGUCUUUGGUAGUCGUAUAUUGUAGCAUGAAGGGAAAGUAGCAGUUCUCUCUCUCUGUUUUUAUUUCCCCAAAGUAUUUAAUUUGAACACCUGAAGAAGUGUCCAGGCUGUGGGGUGAGGGGGUGUAUUUUCAGUGUCUGAAAGUUGUAGCAGAUAGAGUCCCAAAUGCAGGUGCGCGUGUGUGGAUUGAGGUUGGACUUGGGACUGGGAUGGUUGUCAAAACAGGAGGCAGAUGGUCAAGAAAGAUUUGGGGUCAGGUGGCUGUAUGCAUAUGAUCUUCCUUACUUUUGUAAGAGCCUGUACACCGAAGACCCCCCCCGCGCCAUAUGCAUGUGACCAACACAGCCACACCUCGUUACUGACUGCUUAGAGGUUUCUUGGUCAGUCACUUAAUCACAGACAAAGGGGGCGGGGGUCCUCAAAAUACCUGGAUUCCUGUACCUCAGUCCCCCCUCCCCCCCCAAGACACUGGUAGCUGACCUGAGCAUGUCCCGGUCGCUGUGAUGGGAAGCUGUCCUGUGCUCGUUUGGUGUCGUGGAGGGCUGUUAAGCAUGGGGGCCAAGUGCAGACGUGCUCUUACUGGGGGGGGUGUAAUUGGGGCUGGAGACUACCUCCCCCACCCCGUCUCAGAGACUGUCCAAGCAUGAGGCCACCCAAUCAAGUUUUUUCCCUAUUUUACUAUGAAAAUGAAGUGAGGAGAAUUGAACCUGCAUGAAGUGUCCGGUUGUAAAUGAUGUGUCUCCUUCCACACGCAUUAUCCUAGAUUAGGCGGGUCCACCUGCGGACGGACGAUUUCACCACUGGAGUUUUGUCGUUCGUUCGGUUUUAUUUCAUUAAUUUUUAAAAACCAGAAUAUCCCAGUUCACCACUUAAGUGCCACCUGGGCUAUAAUUCGAUGAGUUAGUGCUGUAUUGAGGGUUGAUCCAUGACGACUUUUUUUUUUUUUUAAACUGGGUGAACUGUACUGCCGACCAACCUGGACAUGAGCAAUAAAGAAAGUCUUCAAAAAGA
Messenger RNA from Brienomyrus brachyistius, 7648 nucleotides. RefSeq names its product insulin-like growth factor 2 mRNA binding protein 2a (gene igf2bp2a). The transcript is spliced from 16 exons. Bases 775 to 2613 code for a protein of 612 amino acids. NCBI's taxonomy places the organism in Eukaryota, Metazoa, Chordata, Actinopteri, Osteoglossiformes, Mormyridae. Gene Ontology annotation, cellular component: cytosol; nucleus; cytoplasm. Gene Ontology annotation, molecular function: mRNA 3'-UTR binding. The record is from RefSeq and is a predicted model, not a curated record. Gene Ontology annotation, biological process: regulation of gene expression; nervous system development.